Molecule: messenger RNA, 1208 nt
Organism: Colletes gigas
Lineage: Eukaryota; Metazoa; Arthropoda; Insecta; Hymenoptera; Colletidae
Gene: borr
Product: borealin-like
Exons: 1
Coding region: 95-961 (288 amino acids)
Biological process (GO): mitotic sister chromatid segregation
Cellular component (GO): spindle midzone; chromosome, centromeric region; chromosome passenger complex
Source: RefSeq, a predicted model, not a curated record
ACAUUGUUGUUUGCAAAAUUCAUUUGGAUGUCGUAUAAAGUGUAAGAUAAGCAAACGAAUCUAUUGAACUUAAUUUGUGACACUGUGAUCAAAAAUGCCGCGAACGAAACAUGUUCAGAAAUCGAAACGGAAACAGCAACCUAUGGAAGAGAGAGAUCUAUUAAUGCAAGAUUUUGGACGACAGGCCCAUUUGCAAAUUUUAAAAAUGGAAGAAGAGGGAAAAAUGGCGAUAAAAAGUUUUGAAACUUUUGUUGACGUUACUUUAUCACGGCUUCCAAUGGAAAUACGAAACAUGACCCUUGGUGAGCUACUCAACAUCGACAUCGACGAUCAAAAAGAGAAUUGUAACAACAAUUUGUUGUCAGUUGAUAACUGUUUGUUACCACGGGUUUCGAGAAUAAAAAAAGAGAAGGAAUUCACAAAAAGGAUCACUGCUGCUUCUGAUGAUGGAUAUGUAACUGAAGGAAUAGCCACAACGCAUAUAUCAACAAAUAAAAAGGGUACUAAACUGUCUGCAAACAGAAGAACACGUAGCAGUUCAAGGAAUAGCAAAAUUAAAUUUAGUGAAAUUAAUGAGAAUAUUGUAAAGAAAACUGUAAAGAAAUCUGUUAAGGAAUCUAUGAAAUUUGAUAAAUUUAAAACCCCUGCACCUGUGAAGCCUGGGAAUAAUGAAUAUGGUCUUGUGACUCCAAAAGUCAAACCCAACACACCAUUAAAUGUAUUAAGACGUCCACGAGAAGGAGAAAUGGUUCUUAGCAUGCAAGGUAGUCCCUUAUUAGUUUCUACAGAUAUUCAGCAAAAUGUUGCCAACGUUAAUGUGCCUCUGAGUAAUGGCAAUAUAGUAUCAUUGUUACCUACAUAUGGACUACGUAUGUCACAGAUUCCUGUGUUAGAUUCUGAAACCAUGCAACAACUGAAAACUUUAAAAAGUCAUAUUGAAAAAGUUAUCUCUUCAAAAUAAUAAUUGUUCUUAUAAUGUAUUUUAUAUUUAAUUGACUGAUUGAUCAAAACGUGUUUUAAAUACUUUGUUACAACUUUAUUGUAAGUAAUAUUGAUGAAAUAAAUGGCAGUAUAUGUUCAUUUGAUAUUUAAACAGCAGAGUUUGUAUGUGAUAAUGCAUAUGUAGCAUAUUGACUCUUACCUAGCCAGAAUCAAAUCAUUUUGUCUCAAUAUUGGCAUGUUGCAUCAUUUGUAAUCAUGCGAUCGAC